AAGCCCUUGAGCCGUCAGUCUCACGCUCGUCUUUCCACAGCCGCCACACGGCUGCCGAGGUCGAUUUCGCCGUUCUUCCUUCUACUACGAAACCACAACCAGCCUACUCUGAUUAGUGGAGGCACAUCUGUUAUCGAUUGCUACGCACAACGGAGACGGCUUUUCAGCUGCGGCACUGUGACGAUGAACGACAUCAGCAACAUCUACUACGGACCCCUUCCGGAGGAUUCGCCGUACGUGAAACCGUUCCGCUUCCACUACACGCAGAACGGGAAGGAGAAGUCGUGGGACUUGCUAAAAGUGCACGAUUCCGUUUCGAUAGUCGUCUUCAACACCAGCAGGCAGAAGUUGGUGCUGGUGAAGCAGUUUCGACCAGCGGUUUAUCACGGGUUGGUCAGUGCGGAAGCGGGAGCUGAUGGGCGAAGUAUUGAUAUGGUCAAAUAUCCUCCCAGCUUGGCGGUCACCCUGGAGCUGUGCGCCGGAAUCGUAGACAAACCGAUUCCACUGGCAGAGAUAGCAAGGGAGGAAGUGUUGGAAGAAUGCGGAUACGAUGUCCCCGUCGAACGGCUGGAGCAAAUAAUAAGCUACCGAUCGGGGGUUGGUACAUCGGGAGCAUUGCAGGUGAUGUUCUACGUGGAAGUUACCGACCAGGAUAAGGUUGCUUCGGCAGGAGGAGGCGUCGGCGAUGAGAUUAUCGAAGUGGUGGAAUUUAGCUUGGAAGAGGCAGCAAAGCUGCUGGAAAAAGGAAGUGUACUGACUAGUCCACCAGCAUUCCUGUUUGGAGUUCUUUGGUUCCUGACCAAUCGAGCACCAAAGGCUUGAUUGUAAAACGAAGGGUUUUAUUAGUUUUCAUUUGUUAACUGUUAGACGUUGAAUAAAAUAAGGGCAAUAGUUUUUUGCCGAACUCAUUUCAAUUCAA
Molecule: messenger RNA, 919 nt
Organism: Armigeres subalbatus
Lineage: Eukaryota; Metazoa; Arthropoda; Insecta; Diptera; Culicidae
Product: uridine diphosphate glucose pyrophosphatase NUDT14-like
Exons: 2
Coding region: 184-822 (212 amino acids)
Biological process (GO): ribose phosphate metabolic process; nucleoside phosphate metabolic process
Molecular function (GO): UDP-sugar diphosphatase activity; metal ion binding
Source: RefSeq, a predicted model, not a curated record